Molecule: messenger RNA, 3220 nt
Organism: Nothobranchius furzeri (turquoise killifish)
Lineage: Eukaryota; Metazoa; Chordata; Actinopteri; Cyprinodontiformes; Nothobranchiidae
Source: RefSeq, a predicted model, not a curated record
ACUUAACGUACUACGUAGACGCAUGACGCACAAGCUCGAGGCGCAGCAGCCAGCAGCAGCACACUUGCUGGAGAAGGCACGCGGAAGAAACAUCCUUCUGGCAAGUCUAGAUAACGCUUUCAGAACAAAUCUUCACGCAAUUCUGGAAUCUUCGACAGCGAUUCGGUCUACAGGUGGAGCUCUGUGCCACAGCGCCAUCUGGCGUUUAAAACCAUAAUCACAAACAACUUUUUAUCUGUUUGAGUGUUUUUUGUUCUUCGGUGGCAGGAUGCAGCCAGAGCCUUCAGACAAAAGCCAGUUGUUCAACUCUCUGAAGUCUUAUCUCAACGACAAGACCAGAAGACAGCCCUACAUUGGCCUGCGCAGCAUCGUCGAGUGUGUGAAUGUGGGCUCGGACAACAGAGAAACCUUGUACUUGUGUGAGGUCUGCGUUCGCCGGGUCACCAAGGCCGAUAUCCGGAACCACAUACAGGGAAGUCGCCACAUCUUCAGCUACAUCAAAACCUGUCAUCCCCAUUUGGCGUAUAAGUGGCAGAAGGACGCGGAUCUUUCGAUGCUGGCUAGGCCGCUGAUAGAGUUGGCCACGGUUGUGGAGAGAAAAGAGGGAACCGGAAAAGUCCAGUUGUUUGAAGUUCCUGAUGCUGUUUACCAGAAGAUGGCUACAGAGAGUGAACAUUACGCUGUAGCUCUGAUAAACGUCUUACGAGACAGAGGGGCGAAUCAGGGAGUCUUCUCAGAAAUGCUCUCCUUACAUUAUCCCGUCGAGUCACAGAGGGUCGUUCUGCUGACACAAACCCAACCAGAAGACACGAAACCGCACAAGGUGUCGGCACAAAACGAAGGUCUACGACGUCCUCCAGCACCUCAUACGAAGAACACUCAGACGUCAUCCAAGAACAGCAGGAGCUCUGUGGAGGACUUCUCAGGGGGCACACCUCCGAUUGGUCUUUCUCGUGUCGUUGGGUUUAAAAGUGAAUGUGGGAGAUUGCAGUGUUUCCUGUGUCACUGCUGCCGCGUCAGAUCCAGCACGCGUGACAUCACCGAUCACCUGACCAGCUCCUCUCACCUGUUCAACUACCUGAUGGAAACGCACCCCAGCUUACUGGAGGGGAUGAGUGAGAAUUCUGAAGCCAACUUCCAUCUUCUCCCAUCUCUGGCUCACAAAGUGGAACAACUGGAGGGCAGAGGACAGAUGGAGAUAGUAAAUGUCCCAGAAUCCUUCUGUAAGCAACUCUCUGGCAAAAGUUACCACUGGUGUUUGACGAUGCAGUCGAGUGGGUGGGUUGACCUCAACGUCCCAGUCAAAAAAGAAGCUGUCAAAGGUGUGGCCAAGCCUGCAGAGUCGAGGAUAAACACCAUUGCCGUGGUGCGACGAGCGAAGAAGAAGAAGAGGAGGAGGAAGGGAGAGAUUAAUACAGUGUUCAACAUACGCAUGCCUGUCCAUAAAGGCGCCGUCUUGGUGGAGAGGACGUCUUUCAACCAGGGAGACCUCCAUGGGCUGCCUGCUUCAUCCUUAUCUCACCCGGGUCCUGUUUCACGGGCCGACUGCGAGACUUUAGAGAUCAACCAAGAGGAAAUUCCUUCAGAGGUGGACGGUUCACCGUUGAAGCAGCAGGUAGAUGAGGAUUAUGGUGGAUUUGCAGCAGAGGAACAAAUCAAAGUCACCAUUUCUCAAGAUACAAGUGAAAACUUCCCCCCGUUUGUGGAGAGCGAGUAUGAUGGACGUGGUUCUGAGGAAAGAUCCGGACAUAACGGGUACGGAGACUGGAUUAAUGAAGGAGCUUGGAGCGAGAGACCGUUGCCUCCUGAGCACCACGGUAACGGCUGGUCUGACUCUCACUACGGACGGGAGUGGGGGGAUCCUGGUCUGCAGUCCGGACUGAAACAACCGAGACACGAGGCGGGAAACGGGAACACACACUCCGGUUCAUUUGAGCGUUACGGACGGCAGCAGCAUCAGACGGCGUGGGCUGGCUGCGGGCCUCGUCCGGGCAGCCCGCGCAGGAAUCCCGACUUGUCCGGUGAAGUAGAAUCGUUUAUAGAAACCGCUCGGACAAAUGUGCAGACUUACUCGGGGGGUGCUCCGUCUCAGAGCGGCAGCAUCUCCGAGCCCAGUUUCAUCAGCUGGAUCCCGUUAGAUUACAGCCGGUACCAGACCGCUCCGCAGGACUACACCACUCCGUAUGCAGACCAUCACAUCAGCCAGAUAAACCAGGUGUGCACGUUUUACUGCAACCACCACCAGACUGGCUACGACACAACCUCCAUCCACCACCCAGCUGGCCCGGUGAGCGGCAGCGGUUAUGGAGAAGCCGCCGGCUGGAGUUUGAUGCAUCCGAAUGCUUUCAUUCAGCCCGGGGUUUACGGCCCCGGUUCCGAUGUUUACUUCAGAGCUGGAAUUCCCUACUGAAUGGAAGCACUUCCUGAAUCUCCCUGGGAUCUGAUCACAUUUUGGCCUUCAGGGAUGUUUAAAACAAGUUUACCUCAUUUCUCUAUUACGAAUCUUCUACUGAAGGAAGUUUGACGUUAUUAUUUGACUAAACAUAUUUAGAUUAAAAUAGAGAAACUUGAUUUGUGUUCAUCUUGGAUUAAAGUUUGAACAGUUAAACUGAAGGCCAGAUUGUGAAGGAUGCAUUAUGCCUUUUGCAGGUGGAUGUGGCAUUAUUUUCUUUUAAAACUGACCGUCAUUUAAUAGAAACCCGAACAAAAGUCUUGUUUUGAUCCUACCAGAGUUUAGGAUGUUUGCUCAGAAAACAUGUUUUAUGUUUGAAUGUUUCAGGUCGGAGGCGUCACUGUUCCAGUUGGAAAAAAACAACAGCUGAAUGUGUUCACGCUCACGUUUUACACGGAUAAUUGUGUUCGUGUUAACUUCAAAGAACAAUUAGCUGUUCAGUUUAUUCAAUUCUGUUAUGUUGCCACUAUAUGUGUUUAUUUUAGUAUUAUCUAUCAGCAGUGUUAACGUCAGUGUUGGGAUGUUCGUGUGUUUAGAAGUUAUUUGUUUUCUGUGCACCACAAUUUUUUCCUUAUCUUUACAAUCUGAUCAUUAUUGCAGUGAUUGUUUUUUUUUUUGUAUUGUGUAAUGUUUUGGUUUAGCUGACCCGUUUUACUCCAAAUGGAAGAAGAAAAUCUUUUUUUGUGGCUGCUCCUGAUAAAAGAUUCAAAAUGAGGCGAUGCUGCAUAACGGAAUGUGACGAUCAAUAAAAAUGCAAACAUUUCCAAA